CUCUUGGUAGCCUUCCCUUGCGUGCGUGUACUUGGGCGUGGUUCGACGGACAAGUAAGCGGGGGAAUUCAAGGUUGUAUUGCCACAAGCGUUGCCACUAUCUUAUAAGACCGACCUUCACUUUUUGGGACAUGUUUGCGCGGUUUCGAAAAGAUAUAAGGACGUGAGUUCUACGAGCAGGAUUCUGUUUCUGGAUAUUAAAACCCCCGGUUCAUCUACUUUGCACUUCAGACAACUUCACCAAUCGAAAUUACCUCUGAUCAAUCAAUCAUUCAAACCAUCAUGUGCUGCCACAAAAAUCGUCGUGCAGGAGGCUGCCACAGCCGCCGCUACAACAACAUCAAUCCCCCUCUCGCACCAGGCCAAGAACCUGUAGUUGUCUACGACCGUCGUCCCGGUCUCAUGGGCAUGUUCGCUCAACACAUGGCUCAGAAGCGCGAGGCCAAGCAACAACAGCAGAUGGCCUAUCAGCCCAGGUCGAUGUCUAUCGCAGACGGGAAACUCGAAGAUCAGAAAUUGCAUGAGGAGAGGAUGGCGCAGGCGUAUUGGGACGAGAGGAAUAAGGCCGCUACUGGAAGAGGGGUUGAUCAUGUGGAUGUAAAACAGGCUGCAGAGAAUAAUAGAUUCAGUAAAAUAAGUGUUGGGACUGAGUUGCCGAGUUAUGGGCAGGCUAUGAAGCAGUGACGGAUUGUUAGGGAGUCUGGUUUUGUUUUGAGUUCUGUGUUUAGAGCGUGGAAAUUGGUAGGGGAUUGGAUUUUUGUAUUCAAGUAACAUAGAGUGUAUUUGUAUCUUCAGUGGUCGUCGUCUUUGAACUAUAUCUCAAUGCCGAGAUCCAUAGCCGGCAAUGGUCGUCAUUCAGAUACAUUCUUCUAUAUCGCUGCAUAAAAUUGUCAACUUUCCUUGAGUAUGUGCAAAUCAUAGUGUAUGUUCUAGUCAUAUCAAAAUAGACUUUAUAUAGAAAAAUAG
This is a messenger RNA of Mollisia scopiformis, 965 nucleotides long. RefSeq lists its product as uncharacterized. The record is from RefSeq and is a predicted model, not a curated record. The transcript has a single exon. The coding region runs from base 282 to 683 and encodes 133 amino acids. Lineage: Eukaryota; Fungi; Ascomycota; Leotiomycetes; Helotiales; Mollisiaceae.